UCAAAUUCCCAUGCAUUCUUCACAUGUCAAAAGAUCCGCUAUGUUUGCUUCUUCGGUCUCUCAAGUCGCUCAGGUCACUUCCUUGUCCUUUCGCCAUGGCAUCCAUUGCUCGGCUGCGGCUGCUUCUGGCGCUGCUGGCGCUGUAUCUGGGUGGUCCCUCCUUCGUCACCAGCCGUAGUCUCCGCCCGGGACAACGGGAGGGCACUGCGCGCUACGCCGAGGGCGAUGCCGCCGCCACGGCGGAUGGCAACGCCGGCGACUCGGCCCUUUUGGCUCCACUGAAGGUGGCCAGCCUGGGGAUGGGGCUGCUGAAGCCCGUCUUUGCCGCGGAGGCGAAGCUCCAGGCCCUGGCCUAUGAUGAAGAGGAGAUCAGGGCGAAGAUUGCGGCAGAGGUGAAAUCUGCUCCUGUGGUGGUCUACACCUACUCCCUAUCUCCUUUUUGCACGGAAGCCACCAAACUCUUGGAUGCGCUGGGUGCUGAAUACAAGGAAAUCCAACUGGCGCCUGAGUGGUUCCUGAUGCUGGGCGAGAAUGCGGCCAAGCGGGCUGAAUUGGGCGUGCUCUAUGGCCGAACCAGCAUGCCUCACAUCUUCAUUGGAGGUGAAAGCAUCGGUGGGUUGAUGGAUGGCCCUGGGCUGGUUCCACUCUACGAGAGUGGCGAGCUGCAAGAGAAGCUGAGGGCGGCUGGCUCGUUACCAGCGGUGAAUCAGGACCCCUUAUCCUCGAUCAUCGCAUCCUUGCGAUGAGAGGCACAGGCCCUAGUGACCACACAGCACAGGCAACACCUGGAGCUGUCAAUCUCGGCUGCAGCUGGUGGCGAAACAUAGCUGCCUUCUGAUGCUGCAAGUAUUUUCCAAGAAAUUUUCAGCUGUUGGCAGAAGUGUCAAGAAUUUUCUGUGAAGCUGGCUGAUUUCGAAGCCUGAAUUGCGCGCACCAAAUCAAAAAUGCGGUGGGAUUCUAUGGCAUUUGAUGGCAGCUAGCUUCUAGGGUUUCUUGAAAUAAUACAAACCAGGCAGCAUGUGGGUUUCGAGAAGUUGCUUUGAACCAUUUGAGCUUCUUUACAGACCCUCAUUGUGUUCAUGCCACCCGCAGGAAGAAUUGAAGCAGCUGAAAGAGCAGAAAGAGCUGCAGCAGGUUGAAAUCCGAAAACGAGAAGAAGAUGCAGCUCAGCAAAAGCUGGAAGUUGAAGCUGCACAAAAGGAGCUGCAAAAGGAACGAGUUCGCCAACAAGAGUUGAAACAGAAGCAGCAGGAAGAAUUGAAGCAGCUGAAAGAGCAGAAAGAGCUGCAGCAGGUUGAAAUCCGAAAACGAGAAGAAGAUGCAGCUCAGCAAAAGCUGGAAGUUGAAGCUGCACAAAAGGAGCUGCAAAAGGAACGAGUUCGCCAACAAGAGUUGAUACAGAAGCAGCAGGAAGAAUUGAAGCAGCUGAAAGAGCAGAAAGAGCUGCAGCAGGUUGAAAUCCGAAAACGAGAAGAAGAUGCAGCUCAGCAAAAGCUGGAAGUUGAAGCGGCACAAAAGGAGCUGCAAAAGGAACGAGUUCGCCAACAAGAGUUGAUACAGAAGCAGCAGGAAGAAUUGAAGCAGCUGAAAGAGCAGAAAGAGCUGCAGCAGGAACAACUUCGGAAGCAAAAAGAAGAUGCAGCUCAGCAAAAACUGGAAGUUGAAGCUGCCUGCAAGGAGCUGCAAAAGGAACGAAUUCGUGAACAAGAGUUGGUACAGAAGCAGAAGGAAGAAUUGAAGCAGCUGAAAGAGCAGAAAGAGCUGCAGCAGGUUGAAAUCCGAAAACGAGAAGAAGAUGCAGCUCAGCAAAAGCUGGAAGUUGAAGCUGCACAAAAGGAGCUGCAAAAGGAACGAGUUCGCCAACAAGAGUUGAAACAGAAGCAGCAGGAAAAAGAGCAGAAAGAGAUGCAGCAGGUUGAAAUCCGAAAACGAGAAGAAGAUGCAGCUCAGCAAAAGCUGGAAGUUGAAGCUGCACAAAAGGAGCUGCAAAAGGAACGAGUUCGCCAACAAGAGUUGAUACAGAAGCAGCAGGAAGAAUUGAAGCAGCUGAAAGAGCAGAAAGAGCUGCAGCAGGUUGAAAUCCAAAAACGAGAAGAAGAUGCAGCUCAGCAAAAGCUGGAAGUUGAAGCUGCACAAAAGGAGCUGCAAAAGGAACGAGUUCGCCAACAAGAGUUGAUACAGAAGCAGAAGGAAGAAUUGAAGCAGCUGAAAGAGCAGAAAGAGCUGCAGCAGGAACAACUUCGGAAGCAAAAAGAAGAUGCAGCUCAGCAAAAACUGGAAGUUGAAGCUGCCUGCAAGGAGCUGCAAAAGGAACGAGUUCGUGAACAAGAGUUGGUACAGAAGCAGAAGGAAGAAUUGAAGCAGCUGAAAGAGCAGAAAGAGCUGCAGCAGGUUGAAAUCCGAAAACGAGAAGAAGAUGCUGCUCAGCAAAAGCUGGAAGUUGAAGCUGCACAAAAGGAGCUGCAAAAGGAACGAGUUCGCCAACAAGAGUUGGUACAGAAGCAGAAGGAAGAAUUGAAGCAGCUGAAAGAGCAGAAAGAGCUGCAGCAGGUUGAAAUCCGAAAACGAGAAGAAGAUGCAGCUCAGCAAAAGCUGGAAGUUGAAGCUGCACAAAAGGAGCUGCAAAAGGAACGAGUUCGCCAACAAGAGUUGGUACAGAAGCAGAAGGAAGAAUUGAAGCAGGUAAAAGAGCAGAAAGAGCUGCAGCAGGUUGAAAUCCGAAAACGAGAAGAAGAUGCAGCUCAGCAGAAGCUGGAAGUUGAAGCUGCACAAAAGGAGCUGCAAAAGGAACGAGUUCGCCAACAAGAGUUGGUACAGAAGCAGCAGGAAAAAGAGCAGAAAGAGCUGCAGCAGGUUGAAAUCCGAAAACGAGAAGAAGAUGCAGCUCAGCAGAAGCUGGAAGUUGAAGCUGCACAAAAGGAGCUGCAAAAGGAAGGAGUUCGCCAACAAGAGUUGAUACAGAAGCAGCAGGAAGAAUUGAAGCAGCUGAAAGAGCAGAAAGAGCUGCAGCAGGUUGAAAUCCAAAAACGAGAAGAAGAUUCAGCUCAGCAGAAGCUGGAAGUUGAAGCUGCACAAAAGGAGCUGCAAAAGGAAGGAGUUCGCCAACAAGAGUUGAUACAGAAGCAGCAGGAAGAAUUGAAGCAGCUGAAAGAGCAGAAAGAGCUGCAGCAGGAACAACUUCGGAAGCAAAAAGAAGAUGCAGCUCAGCAAAAACUGGAAGUUGAAGCUGCCUGCAAGGAGCUGCAAAAGGAACGAGUUCGCCAACAAGAGUUGGUCCAGAAACAGAAGGAAGAAUUGAAGCAGCUGAAAGAGCAGAAAGAGCUGCAGCAGGUUGAAAUCCGAAAACGAGAAGAAGAUGCAGCUCAGCAAAAGCUGGAAGUUGAAGCUGCACAAAAGGAGCUGCAAAAGGAACGAGUUCGCCAACAAGAGUUGAUACAGAAGCAGCAGGAAAAAGAGCAGAAAGAGAUGCAGCAGGUUGAAAUCCGAAAACGAGAAGAAGAUGCAGCUCAGCAAAAGCUGGAAGUUGAAGCUGCACAAAAGGAACUGCAAAAGGAACGAGUUCGCCAACAAGAGUUGAUACAGAAGCAGCAGGGAGAAUUGAAGCAGCUGAAAGAGCAGAAAGAGCUGCAGCAGGUUGAAAUCCGAAAACGAGAAGAAGAUGCAGCUCAGCAGAAGCUGGAAGUUGAAGCUGCACAAAAGGAGCUGCAAAAGGAACGAGUUCGCCAACAAGAGUUGAUACAGAAGCAGCAGGAAGAAUUGAAGCAGCUGAAAGAGAAGAAAGAGCUGCAGCAGGAACAACUUCGGAAGCAAAAAGAAGAUGCAGCUCAGCAAGAAGCUGCCUGCAAGGAGCUGCAAAAGGAACGAGUUCGUGAACAAGAGUUGGUACAGAAACAGAAGGAAGAAUUGAAGCAGCUGAAAGAGCAGAAAGAGCUGCAGCAGGACCAUCCUGGUCUCAGGGGCGAGGGGCUAGUGAUGCUGUCAAGCUGUCAACAAGUUGAAAUCCGAAAACGAGAAGAAGAUGCAGCUCAGCAAAAGCUGGAAGUUGAAGCUGCACAAAAGGAAGAGUUGGUACAGAAGCAGAAGGAAGAAUUGAAGCAGCUGAAAGAGCAGAAAGAGCUGCAGCAGGUUGAAAUUCAAAGACUUGAAGAAGAUGCAGCUCAGCAAAAGCUGGAAGUUGAAGCUGCGCGCAAGGAGCUGCAAAAAGAGCGAGUUCGUCAACAAGACUUAGUGUUGAAGAAGAAGGACCAAGAGACAAGACACUGCGAAGAGUUGAAAGUGCUUGAGGAGGAAAAGGCUCGUAUCUGCGAAGAGCAGCGGCAGGAGCUUCAAAGGCACCAGGAGGAGGCUCACAGGCAACGCCUGGAAGCCGAAGGACGGCAACGCAGCAUGGCUGAAAAGGCGGAAGAGUUGGAAAAAAACGUCGAACGACUGGAGAAGGAGAGGGCCGACUCUGCCGAAAGGCUCGCCAAGUAUCAGCAACAGCUGGAGGAAAUGCAGCAGACAAAACAAGAAGAUCUUCGCAAGCACUGUGAAGAGAUGCAGGUUCUACAGGCGGAACGAGAGAAGAUGCUGAAGCAAUGUGAAGAGCAACGGCUAGAGGCCUCAGAACAAGCGCAAGAGGCGCCCAAACCUGCCGCGGAAAAGGUAGUGCCACCUCCGCUGGCCAAGGCGCGCGCUCUGAGUCCAGAUGCUUGUGCUGAUCGUAAGCGUUUUGCCAUGGUGUCGCAUGACUCCCUGGUGCGUGCCGAAAAACGCCUGGGCGUCCCCGCGGUGAUCGGUAGAUAUCACAAGGCGCCUGAGAGGCAGCUCCAGGAUGACUACCAGCUGGGCGACAAGGUGCUUGGCACGGGUUGCAGCGGCCAAGUGAUGCAGGCCACGAGCCGCGCCACGGGUGCCAAAGCGGCCGUGAAGAAUCUGAGCCUCGUGGGCAUCAGCGAGAAGGCAAAGAAAGAGUUGGAGAACGAAGUUGAACUCUUCUUGAGCAUGGACCAUCCAAGAGUAGCUCGAUUGAUGGAUGUCUAUGAGUCUGAAGGGCGCCUGAGUCUGGUGAUGGAAUGCAUGGAAGGUGGAGAGCUGUUUACCCGCGUGAUGGAUCGGGAGGUUUUUCCAGAGAAGGACGCAGCUCAUACUGCCUGGCAGAUGCUUUUGGCACUGAACUACAUUCACAGCCAUGGCAUCGUCCAUCGCGACAUCAAGUUAGAGAACUUCAUGUACGCGCGGAAGGACACAGAUCACCUGAAGCUCAUUGACUUUGGCCUCAGCAAAGUCUGGGAGCCCAACACCAAGAUGGAGGCAUCUUGCGGCACCUUGGGCUACAUUGCCCCGGAGGUGCUGAACAAAACCUACAGCUCCAAGUGUGAUUUGUGGAGUGUGGGUGUCAUUGUGUACAUCCUCCUCUCUGGCUGUAUGCCCUUUGCGGGCUCUGAACAGCAUCAAAUUGUCUGCAUCAUGUCCGGCAUGUACGACAUGGAGGAUGAGGAGUGGAAAUGCGUGUCGAGCCUUGCCAAAGAAUUUGUGAAAAAACUCCUGGUGGUCGAGGCCGCCGAUCGCAUGAGCGCGGAAGAAGCGCUGGCGCACCGCUGGAUCCAGGAGCGAGAACAUGUGCAGCUGAGCCGUUGCAAAAUGGAUCGAUCCGUUGUCGACGCCUUGAGGCGUUUCGAGCACGCCUCCAAGUUCCGCCGCGCCUGCCUUUCGGUGAUGGCUUGGUCACUGACCCACGAAGAGCGGAAAUCCGUGGUGGACGCCUUCCUGGAGCUGGACACCUCGCGACGCGGCACCAUCCGACUGCACGAGCUGCGGGACGUGCUGCAGCGCUUUGACAUCCCGGAUCAGGAGUCGGCCGAGAUUUUCCACGCUCUGGAUGGUGGUCAGUGUGAUGAGGUCCAUUACAGUGAAUUUCUGGGAGCCAUGGUCUCCUCACGAAUUGCAAUGCAUGACCAGAUGCUGCGUGCAGCUUUUGCCCGUUUCGACGUGGACGGCAAGGGGUUCAUCUCCCGAGAGUCCUUGACGAAGUUGCUGGGCGAGGGAGCAGCAGAGGUGGACGAACUGCUACAGGAAGUGGACCCCAAAGCCACGGGUAAAGUGUCCUACGAGCAGUUCGUGGCGUACCUCCGUAGUGGAAACGCACAGGAGGAGCACAUGGAUGUCGUGAACCAGGUCAUCGACGAUUUGAAACGCGCCAGGAACCCAGAAAACAGCCCUCUUUUCCCCUACCAAGCUGGGGAUCCUGUAGCUAUUGGUGUCCCAACUUCUUCACCCAUAGGGUCUGUUCAAACAGCCGAGGAAGACGCGGAACCUGAGAAAGGUGGCCCCCUUCGUCAAGCUACGGCCUGCCCUGUGCUGGACAUUCGACACCGUCCGCGCAGGAGUUGGGACACACGCGCAGCGCAGGUUGCGGCCAACCUCGAACGUUCCAAGGAUGCCUUAGCGCAGCGUCGCGCUGAACGCGAAGAUCGCCGCGCGGAUCGCGUUGCUGGUGCGAAACCGAAAGAGAACGCGGCCAUCGGCAAGGUGGACGCCUCAACUCAGGCGGCCAUGGCGUCCACGGCCGAACUGCGCAAGGCGCUGCAAGCGGAAGUGGCGAAGGUGGAGCGAGGCGAGAAGGCACUGAAGGAGAACAAAGAGGAGAUGGACGUGAAGUUCGCGGCUCUCCGGAAAGACCUCGUUGCGCGUGAGGAGAAUGGAGAGCAGUUGGCUCAACAGAUGACCAGCGCCGAAGCCGCCGCAGCCGAGCUGCGCAACAAGUUGCAGGGCCAGGAGGCGCAGGUGGUGCGCAGCCAGGCGGAAAUGGCGAAGGCGCAGAGAGGAGAGAAGGAACUGAAGGAGGAGAUGGAAGCGAAGUUUGCGGCUCUCCAGAACGAGCUUCAUACCCGUGAGGAAUUGAGUUCUAUGUUGGAGGCAGAAGUUGCCCGUGAGGAGGCAGCGGAUGGAAGGAUCUCUCAGAAGUCGACCGAAGAUCUGGAAGAAGCCAAAGAGGCCCUGCUGGCUGCGCAGCAUGCUGCGCAUGCACAGCAGGAGGCGGAAGUACAGGUCGAAGAAGCCAAAAGGUCGGUGGGGAAACAGACUGUGGCCGCAGAGGCGUUGAUCCGGCAAGCCGAGGACAAUGCUGAGAGAUGGAGCAAUGAGCUGCUGGGAUUGCCUUGCCACCAUGCCAUGAUCUUCUCUUUGGUGCUCCUGCUUUGGUUACUCGCUUCUGCCUUGGCUGAGUACGAUGCCGGAGACGCUGCUGGAUAUCUGCGCUUGAAUGCGGUGGCCGUUUGCGAAGAUCGACGCAUUGCGGGAUGGAACUGUGGCCGGCAAUGCAGCACGACUGCUGCCUUAGUUGAGAACGGCUCACAGGUGUUGAUCGGCCCAACGCCGGUGUACAACCUCCAUGGAUUUGUCGCCCGGCUUCGGCAUGAGGGAAGCAGCAGCUGUGUGGUGGCGAUUGCAGGCACCUCUUUCUACAAUUGGCGAAAUAUUCGGGCAGAUCUUGAAUUUUGGCGCACAAAGUGGCCCACUUGGUCAGGGAGUUGUGCAGAUUGGUGCUAUGGUUGCGAAGUUAUGAAGGGCUUUGCGAGCAGCUACCAAGAGCUGCGAGAUGAGAUUUUUGCUUCCUUAGAACAAUUGAAAUGCUCCGCAGUAACCUUUACUGGGCAUUCCUUGGGAGGAGCAAUUGCUGUAUUGGCAUCUUUGGAAGCACGUGCUUGCCACAAUUUCACAGUCUCUGUUUGGACGUAUGGAAUGCCACGUGUUGGCAACCUUGCUUUCGUGGAGGCAUAUGUAUCUACAGCCAAGCAAAGGCAACAGAGUCCACCCAUGUGGCGUAUCACACGUGAUUUUGAUCUGAUUCCACAACUUCCGCAGACUUGGCUUGGAUACUAUCACAUCCCAUGGGCAGUCAGAUACUGGAAACAUGGCACUGAAAAGGUGAUUUGCACGGAGAGGUACGAAGAUCCUGACUGCACUUAUGCCGGUGGUACCAUGGCCGACCAUCACAACUAUUUUGGUGUCACGGGCACGGAUGAAAAUCAAGCCUCGCUCGACUGCAUAUCUCAGUCGGCUUUGAAGUCGAAGCGGGAUCAGUUCUUCGCUUGGAGGGCUGGGUUCUGCACGGCGAUGGUGUUUGCAAGCCUUUUGUGCUGUGGCAGCUGCUGUGGCUGCUGCUUUCUGUUGUGCCAGGGACGCCAGCGGUUGAAAUUCAACCCGACUGAAGUCCAGUGUCAUUUGUUGGGCGAUGAGACUGACAGCAGUGACUCGGGCAAAGUUUGAAAGUCAAGGUCUCAAUACCUUCCGAAGAAUGUUGAAGCUUGCCAAGCUUGCUUGAUGCCAGAGCAAGGGUCUUGCGGUGUUUCUUUUUAGGUCAAGUGUCAAGUCCUGUGGGCGACCACUGCGAAGAGAAGUCGCAGGUGAUCCCUUUGGCCCUUUGUGAGUUAUUCUCGUACUGGGUUUUACAGGGGUUGGUAACUGUCCCAUUUUGGGAAUAUUGGACAUCACCUUAUAGUAGCCAUUAUAGACCAUAUACCUAAUGGUUGGGUGAUGUUCAAUGGGGACAUUUAAUGACCCAUG
Messenger RNA from Cladocopium goreaui, 8547 nucleotides. Lineage: Eukaryota; Dinophyceae; Suessiales; Symbiodiniaceae. The record is from the annotation of a GenBank genome assembly.